Messenger RNA from Astyanax mexicanus (Mexican tetra), 1093 nucleotides. Its product is annotated as kallikrein-6-like. Gene Ontology annotation, biological process: proteolysis. Gene Ontology annotation, molecular function: serine-type endopeptidase activity. The transcript is spliced from 5 exons. The coding region runs from base 20 to 775 and encodes 251 amino acids. NCBI's taxonomy places the organism in Eukaryota, Metazoa, Chordata, Actinopteri, Characiformes, Acestrorhamphidae. The record is from RefSeq and is a predicted model, not a curated record.
CUGCCCAGCUAGGAAGACUAUGAUGAAGAGACUGAUGAGUGGUUCUUUUUUUCUUCUGACACUGGCAGGUGCCAUUUCAGAAGUUCUUCAGCCAAGAACUGACAGUCCAGACAAUGAGGGUGAGCACCAAGUGCUUCUAACAGUUCCUGGUGAUGAUCUUGGCCACUGUGGAGGAGCUCUAAUCAGUCCUGAGUGGGUUCUUACUGCAGCUCACUGCAAUCUAAUAGACUCUGACGUGGUGUUGGAGGUGAUACUGGGUCAACAUCCUGGCCUAAAAGGAAAACGGAGGAAAGUCAUUGAGACAAAGACAUUCAGUAAAGACAAGGUUCUUCACGACAUCAUGCUGCUGAAAGUGAAGAAAGAACCUACUGACAGAUUUCCCACCAUUAAACUACCUGCUGAAAAAAGCUGUAAAGCUCCAGCAGCAAACACUGUAGUUCAGUUUUAUGGAUGGAUUAAUGCAGCAUAUAUAACUACACACCAAAAGCCUGAGAAACUGCAGAAAGGAAAGCUCACAGUCUCAGCAUGCACAAAAGUAUCAGAAGAAGAGAUGCAGCCACUUCCAUACGAUUUCCUGCAUGAAAAGCAUGCAAUGCUGUGUGCAAAACACCCCUCUGGAGUGAAGGAUUGUGAGCUCUUUGGUGGAACCAGUUUGGUGCAGGGUGAUGUUCUGCAUGGGGUGCUCAUGAAUUACGACAUCCUCUGUGAGAAACCAGUAGAAUUCAUGGAUGUGUGUGCUUACAGAAACUGGAUCAAAAAAGAAGCUAACGUGUAAGAGAGCAGUGUGAGCUGUACUGAUAAUAAAGAGAUGUCCGAUCUCCUUAAGAGCAGAAACACCCACUGUCCUCUCUGUUCAUUCUCACAUUUCACUGCUUUCACAGAUCAGCCAAGAAUAGAAAAACCAAAAGGCAGAUUUACGCAUGAGAGACGAUUACAGCAGGAAGAUCACAGCAUUUGUUUUAUGAUUAUACAAUGAACAGGAAUGUCAUUAGAGUAGUAUGAACUCUAGUGAAGUCCCUAGGGGUGUUGGGAUGGGGGGUCUACUUUAUAGUAUUUGGUUUAAAUAAUACACACAGCUAUUUGGAGACAUUUC